Zasmidium cellare ATCC 36951 is the source of this 1500-nucleotide messenger RNA. RefSeq lists its product as uncharacterized. Gene Ontology annotation, molecular function: histone acetyltransferase activity. The transcript is spliced from 2 exons. Gene Ontology annotation, cellular component: SAS acetyltransferase complex. NCBI's taxonomy places the organism in Eukaryota, Fungi, Ascomycota, Dothideomycetes, Mycosphaerellales, Mycosphaerellaceae. The record is from RefSeq and is a predicted model, not a curated record. Bases 1 to 1500 code for a protein of 499 amino acids.
AUGCUCACCACCCACGCGCGAAGGAAAGAGCGUCUGCCGCCGGGAAGGAACAGCGUGGCGGCCGUCGACAAUAAUCAUGACGACAGUCCGCCGCCCAAGAGGAGACGGCUGAGCAUCCGCACCGCCUCCCACAGUAAACACAACCUCAGCCGCCAGACCACCCUCGACGCCUACGCCUUUGCUAAGGGCAGUGCGCCGCAACCGCCGAGCAAGGUCACCGUCCAACAGCCACACGGCCCCCUACUACAAACCAUCAAUGGCGUCCGCACAACCCUCGACGCCGACGAGGACGAAUUGUUACGACCUUCCCCUAAGCCGGAGCGCAUCCCGCAGCGAACCUCUCGAUCCCCCCACCCUGCACCACCGCAACAGAAACAGGAGGACAAGCGGACACUGAGAUCACAGGACGAUGGGCCCAGGUUGAAGAGCGAGUUGGCAACAUACUUUCCCAAUUACGAGGAUGUCAUAUUCGAUGUCGAGCAAGAGGAAGAAUUCUUGACGGUGGACACGGCUCUAUAUAUCACGGAUGAUACGAAGCCUGGCAAACCUGAGAGUGUAUCGCCAGCCAAGACCAGCAAGAGUGCAGCCAACGGGCGUAGAACUUCAGUCAAUGGCACCGCGCCGUCACCGUUCUCGCCUCCGCGCAGCAGUUCAUCCCAGUUCAAUGGCAGUCCUAUAUUGAAUCUCGACUUCAUGGCCAAGACUCUGCCUGAAAAGCCAGAGGAUCCACUCACCGAUGAAUACUUCCUCAAAUCACAUCGAAGAGCAGAGCGGAAAGAGAAGCAAUCGCGGAACAUCGAAAAGGAGAGGGCAAUGCAUGAAAAGGUGCAGUUGGACAGGUUGUUGGAUGGCUUGCAAGGACACGAUUGGCUUCGGGUUUUGGGAAUCACUGGUGUUACGGAUACUGAGGCGAAGAAGUUCGAAGCCAAGCGAGACUACUUCAUUGCAGAGGUGCAGGCAUUGGUGGACAAGUUUAGGCAAUGGCGAGAACAGGAGAAGAAGCAGCGUCUUGUGAAGGAAGCUGCGGCUGCCGCGAGAGAAGCUGAGGAGGAGGGCGACACGACCGAAGGCAGUGUUGAGCCUCCCAGCAGCGACCUCAAUGCAUCUGCAGCCAGACAACUUCAGCAAGAAACCGUCAACGCCUUGAAAUCGUCGGCCAGGCCCUCGGGGAAAGGAAAGGGGCCAGCUCAUGCAACAUCUCACCCCGGUACGCCCACCACCAUACCCGCCAAGCUCAUGCUCCCGCCACAACCGCCUUCACCCGAGAUGCCCAUCACCAGCUUCUACUCGAAACCUCACCUCAGGGAUGCAGCACUGGGCAAAGCAAGGCAUGGCCGAAAUGUGUACGCAUUUGGCCAGCCAAUUCCAGACCUAGAAGAACAAGAGUUCGAAUUGCCGGAUGACUACGUUACUGAAGACGCCCUGCGAGCCAACGCCCGGGAAAGGAGGCGGCGCAAAAGGGAAAACGCAGCCAACGCGUCUUCGAAGAAAACUUCAUGA